Messenger RNA from Belonocnema kinseyi, 4902 nucleotides. RefSeq names its product xanthine dehydrogenase-like. Gene Ontology annotation, molecular function: 2 iron, 2 sulfur cluster binding; iron ion binding; FAD binding. The coding region runs from base 256 to 4383 and encodes 1375 amino acids. The transcript has 2 exons. NCBI's taxonomy places the organism in Eukaryota, Metazoa, Arthropoda, Insecta, Hymenoptera, Cynipidae. The record is from RefSeq and is a predicted model, not a curated record.
CUCUAGUCAGUCACGCUGAAAAGAGUCCCGAAUGAUCUGACUAGAUGUAAGAUAUCGUUCAAUUAUUGUUUAAUAUCAAUUUUAAAAAACAUUUUUACUGAGAGACGUAGUGUUAAUGUGCGAAAGGAAUGUUAAUGCAUCAUGAAAAACUUGAUUCAAUUACUUUCUCCGAGAAAUAAGUGACUUAAUUAGCGUCGUUCAUUAAACUUGACCAGAUUUCACACUUCUAGGGACUUUCAAUUUCAAUUGAUUAGCAUGGAAAAAUCCUUAAAAAUACCUCGAAAUAAAAUAGAGCAAAAUGGAUAUUCCAAUGAAAAUGAUGAAAGUAGGAUGAACGCCUCCGAUUCGGACGAAUCAAAUUUCCGAAAAAUGAGCACCACUCUCGUGUUUUAUGUGAAUGGAGUCGAAGUGAGAGAAACUUCAGUGGAACCAGAAUGGACUUUGCUCUACUAUCUGCGCAACAAACUUGGAUUAUGUGGUACAAAAUUGGGGUGUGCGGAAGGUGGUUGUGGGGCUUGCACUGUUAUGAUUUCAAGAUUCGAUCGUUCAAAAGGUACACCAAUUCACUAUGCAGCAAAUGCUUGUUUAACCCCAGUUUGCGGUGUUCACGGAUUGGCAGUUACAACCAUCGAAGGAAUUGGAAGUACAAAAACAAAGCUUCACCCAGUUCAGGAGCGAAUUGCAAAAGCUCAUGGUUCCCAGUGUGGAUUUUGUACACCAGGAAUCGUCAUGUCCAUGUAUUCUUUAUUAAGGACAAUGCCAAAACCUCGAAUGGAGAAUUUAGAGAUUGCAUUUCAGGGAAAUUUAUGCAGAUGCACCGGUUACCGACCUAUUAUCGAGGGAUACAAAACUUUCACCGAGGAGUGGGAGCAAAUGCAACGUGAUCCACAACAAAACGGGAACUGCAAUCAGGAAAAAGUGUGUGCCUUGGGCGACAAUUGUUGCAAGAAAGCUUUCACCUCAGAGCCAAACGAGCUCUUUGAUUCGAAAAGUUUCCGUCCUCAUGAUGAAACACAGGAACCUAUUUUUCCACCAAAGCUGCAAAUCUCCCCGAAACUCGACGAAGAGUAUUUGAUCCUCAAAGGAAAAAACAUCACCUGGUAUAGGCCGAAUAAUCUCAAAGAAAUACUGACCCUGAAAAAAACAUUUCCUAAUGCAAAAAUCAUUGUUGGUAAUACGGAAGUAGGUGUCGAAAUGAAGUUUAGAAAUAUCUUAUAUCCAGUGCUGAUUCAACCAACGAGGGUGAAAGAAAUGUGUGAAGUGAUAGAGACAGAAGAUUAUAUGCAAAUAGGAGCGAGUGUUACUUUAGUGGAAAUGGAGGAGAAAUUGAAAGAACAGAUAAAAACGAAACCCGAAUUCCGAACGAGAAUAUUUUCUUCGAUUGUGGGCAUGUUGCAUUGGUUCGCCGGGAAACAAAUUCGAAAUGUUGCAGCAGUGGGUGGAAAUAUAAUGACAGGAAGUCCUAUAUCAGAUUUAAAUCCAGUUUUUAUGGCAACGGGAAUUAAAUUGAAUCUGUGCAGCUUGAACUCUGGACACAGAACCGUCCCAAUGGACCACACCUUUUUUGUUGGCUAUCGUCGAAAUAUAGUUGCUCCUGACGAAGUCCUAGUGUCAAUUAGCAUUCCCUUUUCUUUGAAAAAUCAGUACUUCAUAGCUUACAAACAGGCGAAAAGACGCGACGAUGACAUUGCCAUAGUCAACAUGGCCUUGAACGUCUUUCUUGAACCCAACCUUUGUGUAAAAGAAGCUCACAUUGCAUACGGAGGAGUUGCCCCAACCACAGUUCUGGCAAGAAAAACUUGUCAAGCCAUGGUUGGGAAAAAGUGGAAUACCAAAAUUUUGGAGAUGGUGUACGAUAAUCUCGUAGAAGAAUUUCCCCUAUCUGGAGAUGCUCCAGGUGGUAUGAUUCUCUAUCGUCGUUCUCUGACUCUGAGUUUAUUUUUUAAAGGAUUUAUCCACGUGAUGAAAGAGUUAGAAAAAGAUCCAGACUUUGCAGAUGCAGAUCUAGAAAUUCCAAAAGCAUGGGAUUCAAUACCAGAAUGUUUUCACUACAAGACGCCCUGCAGUUCCCAGUACUAUCAACUGGCUCCGAAAGAUCAAAAAUCAACGGAUUUAAUCGGUAGACCCAUAGUUCAUCAGAGUGCCUUCAAGCAAGCAACCGGAGAAGCUCAGUAUUGCGAUGAUAUUCCCAAAAUCAAGGAUGAACUCUACCUCGCAUUCGUCAUUUCGACCCAAGCCCAUGCCAACAUUUUAAAAGUUGAUGCUUCCAAGGCUUUAGAAAUGGACGGUGUGGUGGCUUUCUUCGAUUAUAAAGAUGCUCCCAACAAUAUCACAGGGCCUGUAUUCCAUGACGAGGAGGUAUUUAUUUCCAAAACGGUGACAAGUCAAGGACAAGUAAUUGGAACUGUCGUGGCAGUUGAUCAACUCAUUGCUCAGAGGGCUGCGAAGGCGGUCAAAGUGGAUUACGAACCUCUACCUCCAAUCAUCAGCAUAGAGGAUGCAAUCAUUAAUAAAUCUUUCUUCCCCAAUUUUCCAGUCAAGAUAUGCAGAGGAGAUCCAGAUAAAGCUUUCCAAGAAGUCGAUUACACUCUGACUGGAGAAGCAAGAAUGGGAGGCCAGGAACAUUUCUACUUAGAAACAAUGGCCUUCAUAGCCGUUCCAAGGGAAGGGGACGAGAUGGAGAUAACUGGUUCAACUCAACAUCCCUCUGAAAUUCAAACCGCAGUAGCUGAACUCCUCGAGGUACCCAUGAACAAUAUUGUCGUCCGGACGAAACGAUUGGGUGGUGGAUUUGGAGGAAAAGAAUCAAGAGCAUCUGUGGUUGCACUUCCUGUGGCUUUAGCAGCGCACAAGUUGCGAAAACCGGUUCGAUCAAUGCUGGAUAGGGAUGAAGACAUGAUGAUGAGUGGGACUCGUCACCCAUUUCUGAAGAAGUACAAGGUAGGGUUUAAUAAAGACGGUAAGAUUCAAGUUCUUGAGAUAGAAAUCUACGCAAACGGAGGAUAUUCCAUGGACCUUUCUCGAGGGGUCGUGGACAGGGCAAUAUUUCAUUGCGAGAAUGCGUAUUUCAUCCCAAAUACGCGAAUCACUGGAUAUGUCUGCAAGACGAAUUUACCGAGUAACACUGCUUUUAGAGGAUUCGGUGGACCCCAAGGAAUGUUCGCAGCCGAGAAUUAUAUUCGGGAAAUUGCAGAGUUUCUUGGUCAAGAUCCGGUGAAAAUAGCGGAAAUGAAUUUAUACAAGGAAGGAGAUAUAACUCCUUACAAUCAGCUUAUCUCUUAUUGCACCAUAGAUCGAUGUUGGAAGGAAUGCCUUCACUCAUCUAAUUUCGAAAAACGACAGGCUGAAGUUCGUCUUUACAAUCAAGAACACAGGUUCAAAAAAAGAGGAAUAGCGAUUCUACCCACAAAGUUUGGAAUCGCUUUUACUGUUUUAUUUCUAAACCAGGCUGGAGCUCUCGUGCAUGUUUAUAAAGACGGAUCUGUUUUGAUAUCGCAUGGAGGUGUUGAAAUGGGCCAAGGAUUGCACACGAAAAUGAUUCAAGUGGCUAGCCGAGUUUUUAAGGGCUAUCCGAAAAAAAUUCACAUUUCCGAAACGGCGACGGAUAAAGUGCCGAACACAUCACCAUCUGCGGCCAGUUUCAGUUCUGAUUUGAAUGGAAUGGCUGUAUUAAAGGCCUGCACAAAAAUCAUGAAACGGUUGGAACCAAUAAUCGAAAAAAACCCAGAAGGAACUUGGGAGGAUUGGACAAAGACUGCUUAUUUGGAAAGGGUCGGUCUCUCGGCUACAGGGUUUCACAAGACACCCGAUAUUGGAUACUGUUUUGAAACGAAUUCAGGUCGUGCUUUCGACUAUUUUACGUAUGGGGUCGCUAUUUCAGAGGUAGAAAUUGACUGCCUAACUGGUGAUCAUCAAGUUUUGAGAACAGACAUUGUGAUGGAUUUGGGGGAGAGUUUAAAUCCUGCUAUUGAUAUUGGCCAAGUGGAAGGCGCAUUUGUCCAAGGAUUGGGAUUAUAUACUUUAGAAGAACUGAUCUAUUCGCCGACUGGAACGCUCAUGAGUCGAGGUCCUGGAGCCUACAAAAUCCCUGGAUUUGCAGACAUUCCGCAGGAAUUUAAUGUUUCCCUGUUGAAGGGAGCUCCUAAUCCAAGGGCUGUUUAUUCUUCGAAGGCUGUAGGUGAGCCACCGCUUUUCCUGGCCUGCUCGGUUUUCUUUGCUAUUAAAGAAGCAAUAAAAGCUGCUCGCGAGGAAAUGAAUAUCAGUGGCAGCUUUAGACUCGAUGCUCCUGCAACGGCUGCAAGAAUUCGGAUGGCUUGCGUAGACGAAUUGACUUUGAAGAUCGGAGAAGGAGAUGGUAAAAAAGCUUGGAAUUUAGUUCCUUAAAUGUUUAUCUAGGUAAAUUCAAAAGUAGAGAACAGAUUUUUUACCCGAGGAAUAGAUAAUCAAUUGUAUCGUUAUCGAUAUUAGUAAUUGUUAUUGACAGGUAUCACUGAAAGUUUCGUUUUUUCAAUAUAUAAUCAAAGCCAUCUGUAAUAACAUAAAAAAGUAAAUGAUUGAUCGUUUUGAAUUAUAUAAUUUACAAUAAGUGGAAAUUUUAUGUUUCAAAAUGUCAUAUUUUGUGCUUAGAAAUCGUCUUUCUUCCAGAUAAUUUAUUUACAUUACACUUUGUUUUAUUUUAAAAAGCUUGAUGUUUUUUAUCAGCUCUUUUUUAAGUAACAAAGUUUAAAAUAAUGAAGAUUUAGGCAAGCAUUAAAUUAGAUACAAGUUAUAAAAGGUGAAAAAGGUUUGAUCUUAGUUGAAAAAUGUCUCAUGUAAGAUACUUAACCGAUUGAUCUUAAAUUCGGAAUAAUAGUAUAAACAAAAUAAUUUCCAAAUAUCUCUACUUUCUUAUUAUCUUAUACU